GCCUAGUUCCAGGGCACGACUAGGUUCUGCCGAGACUCGAGCGCCUCACCUUCCUUUCGUUUAUCUCGCUCACCGUACCUUAUUCUCUCUUGACCAAAGUCCCGACCACGAGAAUGUAAAAGGUGACGCGCUCGAACGAGGCCAAGCAUACUGCAACCACCAUGGCAAGAGACGAAAUUGACGUUUCCCCGCGCGCCCCAAUACCGAAGGGCUACGUCUUCGUGCCCAAGGGAGAUGUUUACAUCACCAAAAACUGCCGCAAGAAAACGCACGAGGCAGACAAGACGCUCUAUGUAGUCGUCACCAAAACCGGAAAAGCGCUGGGCCUGCGGUGCCCCGCGGGGAUCUACGCGUCUGUCGAGGCAGACCAUAGAGCGACCGCCGUACGUCGGGCGGAGGCCGUCCAGAAACGGGAUUCCGCCCUCGAAGAGACCUUUGAAAAGGCCAUAGUGAAGCUGUUCCCCAAGAUCCCCAAGGAGGCAAUACCCAAGAUCAUAAACCGCGCGCUGGAGAAGCACAGCCGGCGCGUGGGCAGGACAGGCACCCUAACGUUGAAUGAGAAAGUCAAGCUGGCCGUGAGAGCCCACAUUCGGCACUGCCACACCGACUACGACAAGCUUCUCAAGCAGGGCGAGAACCGCGAGGUCGCGAGAGCAAAGAUUUUGACCGAGAUCAACGAGGUCGCCAGUGGUUGGGGCGGCCAUAUCCGGAGGCUUGUCAGCAAUGUCGGCAGCGGUAAGGACAAGACCAAGAAGGCCUCCACAGGGGCAGUAUCGGCGGCUGGAACGAGGACUAGGAAAGGUACGCUGCUCGCUAGGAAAGCGGUGCUCUCGGGAAUCUCACGGGAUGCAGAUGCUAUCAUGCGGGACCUUGAUAAAACAGACGCUGUCUUCACGAAGGGCGAAGACAGCGACCAGGCUAGCGACAGCAGCGAUUGGAGCAACUGGAGUGAUCCCGACUAACCACCGCCAGGGGGAGAUAUUGCGAAUUCACGCUAUAUCUUAGCAGGGCUUGGGAUAUAACAGAAGAAAACAACGGCGAGAAGAUGUCUUGACGUCUUGCAGUUGACUUGGACGGGCCCCGUCUAGACCACAAGCGAGUGAUAACUCAACGGCCCCGGAUGGUGCGGAAGCGGCGCCCACGUGUGCUCAAGGCGCCGGCGCCUCAAAGUGCCCCGAGAAGGGGGUGUGAGAUAUGUCUUUGUCUCCGCCGGACCCGAUAGUCUCGCCUAAAAACACCCAACCGGCGGUCCAGCGCU
This is a messenger RNA of Lasiosphaeria miniovina, 1258 nucleotides long. RefSeq lists its product as uncharacterized. Lineage: Eukaryota; Fungi; Ascomycota; Sordariomycetes; Sordariales; Lasiosphaeriaceae. The record is from RefSeq and is a predicted model, not a curated record. Bases 162 to 962 code for a protein of 266 amino acids. The transcript has 2 exons.